AUUCAGAUGCCCACAGCACCACAUCCAGUAUGUCUCCCUCUCAGUCUCCCAGCCACAGUAAUCAGUCUGACGACGGGUCAGACAUCGAGACCAAGCAGAGGCGCCCAAACCCAUCGAGGUUCUCCUUUCUCGACCUGUCCUACUGGAAGAGGCAAAAGGUGUGCUGUGGGAUCGUCUACAAGGGGCGUUUCGGUGAGGUGAUCAUCGAUCCUCGUCUCUUCAAGCCCUGCUGUAACAAGAAGCGCCCAGCUCUGGCAUCCUCCCCGGACUCUCAGAUCUCACAAACACAUCCUUCCCCUCUUCCAGAGGACAUGAAGGAGGCAUGGUGAUCCAACUAAAACACCCUCCAAACUGUCUCGUUGAGGCCCUCAUAGCUUUGUCUCCAGUGGUAGACUCUGGUAUCUUCCCUUUGUUAGAUUACUGUGUAUGAGUUGAGUUUUCCCCUUGCUUUAGUAUUUUUAUGACUUUUUU
Messenger RNA from Sinocyclocheilus anshuiensis, 471 nucleotides. RefSeq names its product protein FAM60A-like. Gene Ontology annotation, biological process: negative regulation of cell migration. The transcript is spliced from 2 exons. Gene Ontology annotation, cellular component: Sin3-type complex. NCBI's taxonomy places the organism in Eukaryota, Metazoa, Chordata, Actinopteri, Cypriniformes, Cyprinidae. The annotation marks the transcript as partial. The record is from RefSeq and is a predicted model, not a curated record.